UUUGUUUCGAAACUUUUAAGAGAAACCACCUUCAUCGCCUUCAGAUUUAACAAGCACAUGCACAUGUAUUUGUAAAUGCAUUGGCUUCUUUCGCCAGCUAAUAAAGACAUUUGGUAUCUCAAAAUAUAUUCGUAACUGAAACCAACUUGUAUGCUUAGGAAUAAUUGAGAUUAAAUUGCUCAUGUUUGUCUCUAUGAGACUAUAAAUUGAGCUUUAAUGAUUCUGAUUAUCAAAUACAAGAGGACGAACAUGGCUGUAAGAAAAAGAGAUUUUCAGUUUUCUUCACUUGGCAAACUUGUUAUGAUUCUGUGCCUAUCCCUUUCUGUUCCUUCUUCUGUUCAUUCUAAAUGCUUGAAAAAUCCAGUGAUCUUCGUCUUCGGGGACUCUAAUUCUGACACCGGAGGUUUCUCAUUCGGACUGGGCUUCAUUUUUGGUCCGCCUCAUGGCCGUAAUCUCAAUCAACCAUCUGGCCGUUUAUGUGAUGGACGGCUGAUCAUUGAUUUCCUUUGUGAUAGUUUAAAUACUAAUUAUUUGACCCCAUAUCUGGAAUCUCUGGGGCCAAAUUUUAGUAAUGGAGUUAAUUUUGCUAUAUGUGGUGCAGCCACUUUACCAAGAUAUACACCUUUCCAGUUGGGCGUUCAAAUGCUUCAGUUUUCGAGAUUUCGUUCCCUCUCCUCUCAGCUUAUAUCCAAAGGCUACAAAAAUUUGGUAAGUGAGGAGGACUUUAAGAAUGCACUUUACAUAUUUGACAUUGGACAGAAUGAUUUGGUUGGGGCAUUUGGCUAUCUCUCGUACCAACAAGUUCUUGAGAAGAUUCCAUCUUUCAUUGCCGAAAUCAGAUUUGCUAUUUGGAGUAUAUAUCAACAAGGAGGGAAGAAUUUCUGGGUACACAAUACUGGGCCACUGGGCUGCUUGCCACAAAGUCUUGCUACAACUGCCAAAAAUGCUAGUGCUUUUGACGAGUAUGGAUGUAUUCAGUCCCUAAACAAUGCUGCAAAUGCAUUUGAUAUUCAAUUGAGCGCCCUGUGUGAAAUACUCAGAUCAGAGAUGAAGAAUGCCACCAUUGUAUAUGUGGAUAUAUAUAAUAUUAAACUUGAUCUCAUAGUCAAUUCUGCCAAAUAUGGUUUUGAGAACCCUUUCAUGGCCUGCUGUGGCUAUGGUGGGAUGCCGUACAACUUCAAUCCCAAUAUCAGGUGCAGCCAAACCAGUGCCAACGUCUGUAAUCAAGGAUCUCAAUACGUAAGCUGGGAUGGAGUUCACUACACUGAAGCUGCAAACUCAAAUUUUGCCUGGAAAAUACUAUCUACUAAUUACUCUACACCUCGAAUCAAGUUUGAUUUCUUUUGUAAUUAAGUUGACUUGAUAUGCACAAGUCUAGAAACAUGUAGUAUACUGGUAUAUAAUUAAUCUUUCGAAUUUUCUUGGGAAGAUUCCUUUUGGUC
This is a messenger RNA of Mangifera indica (mango), 1442 nucleotides long. RefSeq names its product GDSL esterase/lipase At1g09390-like. The record is from RefSeq and is a predicted model, not a curated record. The coding region runs from base 217 to 1353 and encodes 378 amino acids. Gene Ontology annotation, molecular function: hydrolase activity, acting on ester bonds. Lineage: Eukaryota; Viridiplantae; Streptophyta; Magnoliopsida; Sapindales; Anacardiaceae. The transcript has 5 exons.